AUGAUAUUCUUAUUCUUUCCAUUUUUAUCUGCGCAAUUACUUUAUCCCUACCCUUAAAUUCAAUCUACUGAAUCACUAGAACUCCUUCAAAUUAUCACCUAAUAACAACAAUGCUCACAUUUAUAUCAACAUUCAAAUCAUCAAAAUAUCCAUACAUAGUAUAUCCAUUCUAAUAAUUAUCAAGAUUAUUAAUUUAAGCUAUCCUCAACUAAUGGAUAAAAUGUGCCAAAAUUGCUAUUCAAUAUUAUAAUCACAAACAAUUUGAUCUAUAUCCAACAUUCUAAAAUAUUAAACUAAACCACAAUAGCAAACUCAAUUAAACGUUGUUUGAAUAAUUGACUAAGCUUUUACCACCACAUUCUCCUUUUUUAAAUGUAUUAGAACCGUCAUAUUUGUGGGCCUAAAAUAUGACACAUGUUUUUUUAAAAAUCAAAUUUACUACCAAAAUUGACGUACCUGGAGCAUAAACUGUCAAUAAAUUUCUAAUAAAUAUAACUGAACCCUCCUUAUACAUAGAAGCAUACUCAUUUGAAUUACUCAAUCGAUAUGUUUUAAGAAUUCAAACUUAUAAAUUUAUGAAUCCAAAUUAUUUUCAUCAUAAAUUUGUUGAAUUAGGUUAAGUUAUUAUUGAAAUCCUAAAGAGUCCUUCUCCUUAUUUUUGGAAAAACAUCCAUUCAAAUAUCAUGUACAAUCCCCCAAAUCAAUAUAUUUGGUGGGAUAUGUAUUAUUAAUAUAGAGGAUAAUUAGAAGUGGCAUUUGGAUUAUUAGAGGACACUGAAAAUAAAAGAGAAGAAAUCGAAAGAUAGAAACUAUCAGAAGAUUUAAAGUUGAGAGAAAGCAAAAAAUAAUAUAAUAAAAUAAAAGAGGAUAAUUAAGAAUUAUAUAAAUAAUUAUAUUGUAGGUUUUGUGCUCCUCUAAAUGGAGAUGAAUGGUCAAGUUGGAUUAUAUGA
Messenger RNA from Paramecium octaurelia, 950 nucleotides. The record is from the annotation of a GenBank genome assembly. NCBI's taxonomy places the organism in Eukaryota, Ciliophora, Oligohymenophorea, Peniculida, Parameciidae.